UGCGUAGUGUUCCAUGUUUAUUUAUUUAUUUACUGAGCAUACUGCUUGGAGUAAAUUUAGUUUACCGUGGUUCUUUGCAAUGGUAGUACGUUUUUUGACAAUUUGUAUUUUGACUUUUUUUUUAACAAUGUCUAAUUUGCAAAUAAGUGCUGCAGCAUAUAUAUAUAUUCAUUACGCAUUAAAAAAAAAAAGGAAACAAAGAAGAUGGUGGCAGACGCAACUUUUUAAAAGCAGAGAUGAACAUAGUGGAAACGUGUUAUUGGCUGAUUUAAAAUUUCAAGCUAUAAGUGGACAAUACAAGAAUUUUACUCGAAUGUCACCAACUGAUUUUGAAUACUUGAUUAAUUUAAUUGGACCGAAAAUCGCCAAACAGGAUACAUUCAUGCGAAAAUCAAUUACCGUUCAAGAGAGACUGUCUAUAACUUUACGCUUUUUGGCAACAGGCGAUCACUAUAGUAGUUUACAAUACCUUUUUAGAGUAUCCAAACAAGCAAUCAGUCAAAUAAUUCCAGAAGUCUGUAGAGCUCUAAUUGAAGCACUGAAAUACAAUAUACAGGUAAUAUUAAUUAAUUUGUAUUUAUUUGCAUCUUAUUUUAUAAUAUUGAUGUUUUAUAACGUCAAAGUAAACUAAAAAUGUAAACAUUAUAU
Molecule: messenger RNA, 648 nt
Organism: Myzus persicae (green peach aphid)
Lineage: Eukaryota; Metazoa; Arthropoda; Insecta; Hemiptera; Aphididae
Exons: 1
Coding region: 14-631 (205 amino acids)
Source: RefSeq, a predicted model, not a curated record